Messenger RNA from Closterium sp. NIES-65, 1689 nucleotides. The record is from the annotation of a GenBank genome assembly. Lineage: Eukaryota; Viridiplantae; Streptophyta; Zygnematophyceae; Desmidiales; Closteriaceae.
AUGCUCUCUCGCACCAGCGUUUCUGUCCCUGCUCUCUCUGUUCCGCGCUCUGUUGUUUUUUGGAAUUUGCUCAAAUUAACGCCCUUUCUGCUUCAUCUGCUCUUUCUCCCUUCUCCACCUCUUUCCCCUCUCUACUCUUUCUCCCGUCUCUACUCUUCCUCCUCUUUCCCCUCUCUCUCCUCUCUGCCCUCUCUGCUCGGUCGCCUCUCUCUCUCUGCUCUCUGCUUCCUCUCCUCUCCUCUCCUCUCCCCUCCUCUCUCUCCUCUUUCCCUCUCUCCCAUCUCUCCCCUCCCUGCGCUUUCUGCCCCCUUACCCGUGCUGUGCCCCCGCCUUGCCGCAGCCCGGCGAGGAGAAACGUGUAUUUGCAGGAGCUGGAGGCAGCAGGCAUUGCCACGUACCAGUGUGCGCCCAACAGGUGAUAUUUCAGGUGCCUCGAUGGGGGCAGCAGGCAUUGCCACAUACCAGUGUGCGCCCAACAGGGCGGCGGAGUUCCACACGGUGCUGGACGCCGUGCACCCCACCAUUGCCGUCUUUGAGAGGUUCACGAGCGAGGAGGCCGUUUCCUUCCGCGUGAGGCAGUGCUGCCCCGCCUGUCUGCUCGUGCUCGACACACAGGACCUGCACUUCCUUCGGGUGGGUAACGUGCGGUGCCAUGCGGUGCUGUGGGGUGCCAUGCGGCAGGCGGGGCGGCAGCAGGUGGUAUCUGAAGGGGGCUCUAUCAGGGACGCGCUACACCACGUACCCGAUACAAGCAGCAGGGAGCUGCUGCGCGAACUGGCAUCCAUGCACCGCCGUGACCUCACUCUGGUCCGUGGCCCCUCUUCCCCUCCAUCUGCCCCCCCACUCUUCCCCCGCCCUUCUUGCCCCUCAACUCUGCCCCCACCCCUUGCCCCCACCCCUCUGCCCCACCCCGCCCCCUGCCUCCACAAUCUGCCCCAACCCCCACCUUUUGAACUCGUUCCAGCGUAUUUUUCUAGUUUGAUUUUCUUCUGGUUGCUUGCUGGUUCGUUAUACAGAUUUAGUUCCGCGUGGUUUCCAAUCCCUAUCCUCCCAUUCGCUGUGCAGACUCACACAUGCGCGCAUGCACUAGUUCACUGCGCCUCACCCACCUUUUUAACCCCCUCUUUCUCUCCUUCCCUACCCUCCCGUCCGCCCACCCGCCUUCUCUCCCUCCCUCCCUCCCUCCCUCCCUCCCUCCCUCCCUCCCUCCCUCCCUCCCUCCCUCCCUCCCUCCCUCCCUCCCCCCCCCCGUCUCUCACUCGCCCCCUUCAGCUGUGUUCACAGGCGGAGCUCGCUCUCCUCGCGCGCUGCUACGCCUUCCCGCCCCACAAGCUUGCCCUCGCCUCCUUAUUCUAUGAUUCACCCAAGACAGUGCCAGGUGGGGCAGUGGGAGGUGGGGCGGACAGCCAUCCUCCCAGCUCUUCCUCGAGCCCCGGAUCUCAGGUUCCACCUCCCCCUGUGCCGACCCCACACCGUCCCCCUAGGAGCAGCGGCAGCACUGUGUCGUGCUGGGCACCUUUCACCACGCGCCCAACGUGGACGCUGUCUCCUGGCUCGCCUCCCAUGUCUGGCCUCUCAUUCGCGCCCAGGUCCGCCCAUUCGCGCCCAGGUCCGCCCAUUCGCGCCCACGUCCGCCCAUUCGCGCCCAGGUCCGCCCAUUCGCGCCCAGGUCCACCCAUUCGCCCCUAG